AUGAGACCUGAGCUCACUGCCACAACCACGCUGUGCCAAAUCCUCGUUCAGGCCAGGAAGCAUCCACGCUGGAUCCCCCUGUUUGUAUUUAUUGGAGCUAGAGGUACUGGAGCAGCACUGUAUGUCAUGUGCCUAGCGUUGUUCAAUCCAGAUGUCUGUUGGGAUAAAAAGAAUAAUCCAGAACCCUGGAACAAACUGGGUCCUAAUGAUCAACACAAGUUCUACUCAGUUAAUAUAGAUUACAGCAAACUGAAAAAAGAACGUCCACACUUCUCAAUGAAAUGUUUCACUGUAAAGUUGCUUAGAAUGGAGGUCUUCCAGAAGCCAUCCACACAAUUUUCCAUUUAA
Molecule: messenger RNA, 348 nt
Organism: Rhinolophus ferrumequinum (greater horseshoe bat)
Lineage: Eukaryota; Metazoa; Chordata; Mammalia; Chiroptera; Rhinolophidae
Product: cytochrome c oxidase subunit NDUFA4-like
Exons: 2
Coding region: 1-348 (115 amino acids)
Source: RefSeq, a predicted model, not a curated record